This is a messenger RNA of Bolinopsis microptera, 1260 nucleotides long. RefSeq lists its product as uncharacterized. NCBI's taxonomy places the organism in Eukaryota, Metazoa, Ctenophora, Tentaculata, Lobata, Bolinopsidae. The coding region runs from base 384 to 860 and encodes 158 amino acids. The transcript has 6 exons. The record is from RefSeq and is a predicted model, not a curated record.
ACGCGCCCUGUAUGGAAGUAUAUAAAUGGUAAUCCGCAUACUCCAGGAAGAAUUGAAGCAAUCUCAAAAGAAAAGAAGGGAAUCUGGAUCCUUCGUCGGAUCGUCAAAGAGCUUAGAGGGGAGCUCUACGCUUCACUGGCCAUGCAAAGCAGGGAGAGUGACGGAGGCGGAGGCACUGCUGGCUGCUGGAACGGACAUUAACAAGCUGGACAGAACGCAGUUUAACCCUUUCAUGGACGCGAUCAACUCAGGACAGGUCGACUGUGCUAGAUGGCUGCUGAGGCAAGACGGUUUAAAGCUUCAGACCGAGAUAUGGUCGUUUUGUAGGGAGAGGGUGCUAGAGUCAUUGCUAACAGCUUAACAGAAGGUAGGGAGAGCGAUCCAUGGCUGUCCCGAUAGACCCACUCAGACUCCUGCCGGAAGAUACUCCUCCGGUUGAUCCAGAUGAGACAGUUCUAGCAGAUGAUCAGUUACAGACUGAAGAACAUAUCCCGCAGAUCAAUGCGUCAACAUCUGCAAAUGAAGCUGAUAUCAGAAUCGACAUGAUGAUGGUACUACACGAGAUGCUCAUGGAAAAGGUCUCCGUUUGCUUUCCUCCUCCCACGAGCAGUACAAAGUGUGGGUUCAACUUUAAUCUGAUAGAAGAUAUCGUAUGCGGAACCCAAGCCCGGCCAUGUCUGUACAUAAUAACGAAAGAAACCGGUUAUGCUGCGAGGGCGUUUACCUCGAUAGAUGUUGAAAAUGCCCACAGCAUUAUAAAUCAUUUGGACCGCCGAGGGGUCCAAAACUCCUCAAUCGAAGAGCUUAGUAGACAUGCCAGCAACCUACAGAGACUUCAAAUUCUCAGGAAACCUCUCUAGGACGGAAGCUUUAUACUCCGACAUCCACAAUUUACUACGCCCCUGAGAUCGACAAAGGUCUUUCUGAUAGAUUGACUUCCAGCCAAUUCGAUCUAUCGAAGCCGAGUGGGAAGAACAAAGAACUGAAACCCCAUGGUCGCAACGAUGCUCCUCGCGGACAAGGGAGAGUUAGGGCCAUCGGUGGUCACAAGACUGGAUAAUAUUUAUUUUUUAAGCGUUGAGGUUGUCACGAAAGCGUACUGUAACGGGACUAUCAGAUUUGAGUGAUUUGAUUUUGUGAUUUGCAGUUCACGUGAUUUUAUUGUGAUUUUAGACUGUAAAAACUAUAAAGGUUCAAGUUGAACUAUCGUCGCCAUGAUUAUGUAUUUUGGAACUGUUCACGUUGAAAUUGCUUCGUUAA